This is a messenger RNA of Cetraspora pellucida, 506 nucleotides long. Lineage: Eukaryota; Fungi; Glomeromycota; Glomeromycetes; Diversisporales; Gigasporaceae. The record is from the annotation of a GenBank genome assembly.
GCAAAGAACCCCUAAAACAAGAUAAAAAAGAUGAUAAAUGGGAUGUCGAAAGUGGUGACACUUUUGACGAGUUUACUUAUAAGGAAGAGGAACUUAACGAAGCAGAAGGUCCGGCAAUUUACUUGACGGCGAUAGAAGAGCUACCUACAGAAGAAAAAGAAGAUGAAGUACUUACGGAAACAGAGAAACUAGAUAAACUAGUCCAGAGCAAAAUUCUAACUGAGGAAGAAAAGAAGGAAGCUCAAGAAUUCUUCCGUCUUAAAGAGCCCUGGAACGAAAGCAUGGAUAACAAGGGUUUAGAAGAGGAAUGGGAUUGGUGGGAUAUAAAUGAGGACGAAGAGUAUUAUGGCAGUGCAGAUGAAGAAGAAGAUGAUUCGGAUCAAGAGUAUACUUGGGUGAGAAGUGAAAGCCAGGAGCGUGCAAUAGAAGAACUCCACAAAGUUCACAACCGUUACUGUCUUGGAGAUGUUGUUGAUAAGACGAUGUCCACAAAAAUAAGCCACUAA